Molecule: messenger RNA, 4401 nt
Organism: Lachancea mirantina
Lineage: Eukaryota; Fungi; Ascomycota; Saccharomycetes; Saccharomycetales; Saccharomycetaceae
Source: the annotation of a GenBank genome assembly
AUGCCACAAAACCCUUCUCGACCCAUGGAGGUUUCUCCUGGGUCUCAUAUGAGAGGGAGACCGUCGUUUUCCUCUGCGAGGACGGCAUCUAGCUCAAACACUUUGACCUCUACCACGGUGUUAGAGUCCAAUAAUGCAGAGUCGUAUUCUGGGGCGACUUUCGAGACGGUACCAAGUUCGAUUGUUUCUUUUCACCAUCCACAUUCAUUCCAUUCAAACCUGAGUACCAACGCUUUAAGCAGUUCGAUGGCCUCACACGAGAGGCGAGACCGAAGACCUGUGGAAGAGGAGUCCUUAGUCACUCGACGCACUUCUAGGUCCAGAAGCGGGUCCAGGACGCCGCAUUUUCGAUUUUUUUCCGAAGAAGAAAUUGAACUCGCAGAGGGUGUGGCGUCGACCAUGGAAAUAGCCGAUUACGAUAUCGACUGGGACGCUACGCCCUCUUACGAGCAACGAAGACUUCAAUACCAGCACAGGUCUAGCAGAUCCUCGCUCAGAAGCGGAACAGGACGCUCUUUGGUAUCUAAUCGAUCCAAGUCAUCUACACAUAGGUCCGAAUCUCUGGGCUCCUACGGCAGUAAUGGGAGGUCUCGUGGUGCUGGUGGACUUUCACAAACGGAUCGGAUUGUCUCUUCCUCCCCCCAAUCGUCCUUGGCGUCCUCUCGCUACAGUUUCAGAGACAGAAUUCCAGCAGAAAUCGAAAAUGGAGAUGGUCCUCUUUCCAUACGCAGCUCGCGAUCCUCUCAUAGCGAAACCAACGAAACUGGUCUUCUAGACAACGAGGACAGAGAUUCGGAGCAUGACCAAGGCUCAGAACAUCGGAAAAAGACCGCUUACCGUGCAGAAUACUUGUCUCCUCAGUACCAUGAUAUGUUUUUCCCCCAGUUUGUGCCGCAUUUGCACUUUCAGCGUUUUUAUAUAGCUGAGGAGGAUUUGUUGGUUGGUAUUGCGGGCUAUCGGACAUCCUACUUGAGACUCUACUUAUACUAUGCUUUAUCAGUUUUCACAUGUGGACUUUUUUACUUAUCGCUCAGAUGGAUUCCGCGUUACAAAGUUCAAUUUAUUGGUGUUAAAACGGCGUUAGCGAAGGCUGAAUGGGUCGCUGUUGAAAACGAAUUCGGGGAACUGUCUUUGAUAAAAGUAAACCGUCAAUGGUACAAUCGACCUCUCAGUACAUUGAUUUUGCCAGAACCAGGCGACGUUGGUGAUGUACUUCCACCUCGUCGUCAUCAUAAUCAUCGUGAAAGUGACAAAAAUCCAAAUGUUCCAAUAAUGAUCAGUUUUUCUUACAGAUACAUCAAUCUCAUUUACACGCCUUUGGGUGAUCUUUUCAGAACUAACAGCUCAUGGACAGAUGCAGAUUGGCUUGAAACCUCGUCGCUGAGCAAAGGACUGUCGUCAUCUAUAGUGGAGGACAGAUUAUUGGCAUUCGGCAAAAAUAGCGUGAACUUGAAGCAAAAAAGCGUUGCACAAAUUCUUUUCGACGAGGCUCUCCAUCCUUUUUACGUUUUCCAAAUCUUUUCAAUAAUUUUGUGGCUGGCAGAUGACUACUAUUAUUAUGCUGCAUGCAUUCUUAUCAUCUCCGUCUUUUCUGUUACAGAAACACUAAUAGAAACGAGAAAAACUUCUCAAAGAUUGUCAGAAAUCUCGCAUACCAAUCACGAAGUUCGCGUUCUGAGAGAUGGAUUUUGGGCUCAAAUUAAUUCAAGCGAACUUGUGCCCGGUGACGUUUUCGAAGUUUCCGAUCCGUCCCUUGAGAGCUUCCCAUGCGAUUCCCUAUUAUUGAACGGCGACUGCAUUGUCAAUGAGUCGAUGUUAACUGGCGAAUCCGUACCGGUAUCUAAAAUUGCCGCCAGUACAGACACCGUUCUCGCAUUAUUAGAAGAUUUUCAAAAUUCACAAAUAUCUAAUCAAGUUGCCAAAUCAUUCCUAUUCAAUGGAACAAAACUUAUUAGAGCUCGUAUCACGAAGGGUCAAAAUGUUGCAUUAGCUAUGGCUGUGCGCACGGGCUUUUCGACAACUAAAGGAUCUCUCAUUCGUUCGAUGGUUUUCCCCAAGCCAACUGGCUUCAAAUUUUACAGCGAUUCUUUCAAAUACAUCGGAUUCAUGGCUUUGAUUGCCAUAAUUGGCUUUAUGAUCAGUUGCGUGAAUUUUGUCAGGUUAGGUCUUGAUUACAAAGUCAUGAUUUUGCGGGCAUUAGAUAUCAUUACCAUUGUCGUACCGCCUGCCCUUCCUGCUACUCUUUCUUAUGGAACGAGCUUCGCACUGACGAGACUCAAAACCAAGGGUAUAUUUUGCAUAGCACCAACUCGGGUGAAUGUUGGAGGUAAAAUUGACGUCAUGUGUUUCGAUAAAACUGGUACAUUGACCGAAGAUGGUUUGGAUGUUUUGGGAGUCCACGUUGCGCAGCCUCGUGGUCUCCAGAAACUUGGUUUCAGCGAACUGAUCACCGACGUGCAUGAUCUAUUCAACAAGUUCUCGCUAAAGGAUUGUAGCUCUCCACAUGACUUCAAAGCUAGAAACUUUAUGACUUCGUUAUUAACUUGUCACUCAUUGAGAGCGAUUGAUGGUGAGCUUAUAGGAGAUCCGCUGGACUAUAAAAUGUUUCAAUUUACUGGUUGGGCGUUCGAUGAAGAUUUUCAAAAUUCCAAAUUUCAUUCCUUGAAUGAGGAGAGGUACGAUCAUAACAAUUUACCUGAAAAUGCUGGAAUUUCGCCCGCGGUGGUACACCCAAAUGCCUCCAACCCUAACAACAAGUUCACCGAGAAUGACCCUCAAAAUCUCUUGGGCAUAGUGCGGAGCUUUGAAUUUCUGGCACACUUGAGACGUAUGAGCGUGAUAGUCAAACCUUUUGGAGAAAACGUUUUCUGGGGGUUCACAAAAGGUGCUCCAGAGGUGAUAUCUGAAAUUUGCAACAAAAAUACCAUGCCGCGCAAUUACGAAGAGCUUUUGGAAGAAUAUACGCAUAAUGGUUUCCGUGUUAUUGCAUGCGCGGGCAAGACCUUACCAAAACACACCUGGAGAUAUGCACAGAAGAUUAGCAGAGAAGAACUCGAGUCUAAUCUUGAGUUUUUGGGAUUUAUUGUUUUUGAAAACAAGCUAAAAGGCUCAACCUCAGAGACUUUAAAAACUCUGAACGACGCAAAGAUCAGAACCAUUAUGUGUACUGGUGAUAACGUUUUAACAGCUAUAUCUGUUGGAAAAGAAUCGGGAUUAAUUAAGGAGCCGGAAGUCUAUGUCCCAUCUAUCAACGAAAGUAUGGAUCCUGCCGAAAACUUGAUCGUUUGGCAGGAAAUUCAUGAUCCCGAAAAGGCGUUUGAUGACAUUACCUUGAAGCCAGCAAAUUCAAACGCGGAUUAUACGCUAGCUAUGACAGGUGAGGUUUUCAGAUUGGUUUUCAAAAACAAUGAAGUGUUACCGGAGUCAUAUGUGAAUGAGGUUCUCUUGCGUACUUCCAUUUACGCACGAAUGUCACCCGACGAAAAACAUGAAUUGGUGGAACAACUUCAAAAGCUCGAUUACAUUGUGGGGUUUUGUGGGGAUGGUGCAAAUGACUGUGGUGCUCUCAAGGCCGCUGAUGUCGGUAUAUCCCUAUCUGAGGCAGAAGCAUCAGUGGCCGCACCUUUUACGUCUGGAAUUUUUGAGAUUAGUUGCGUUUUGGAUGUAAUCAAAGAGGGUAGAGCCGCCUUAACUACGUCCUUCUCAUGUUUUCAGUACAUGAGUCUUUAUUCAGCGAUCCAAUUCAUUUCAAUCACCAUGUUAUACAGUAGGGGUACCAAUUUGGGCGACUUCCAGUUUUUGUAUAUCGACCUGUUGCUGAUUGUACCGAUAGCAAUCUCGAUGUCGUGGUCCAAACCGUACGAUCGAAUUGUCGCUAAAAGACCAUCAGCCAAUUUGGUGUCACCAAAAAUUUUGGUCCCCAUGGUUGUCAACAUCCUUAUCAUUUUCCUAUUCCAGUUUACUCCGUGGAUAAUCGUUCAACGCAUGCCAUGGUACGUGAAACCAAUUGUUGGUGGAGAUGACGCUGUGCAAUCAUCUGAUAACACAAUACUAUUCUUCGUUUCCAACUUUCAGUACGUCAUGACCGCGGUCGUGUUAUCAGUGGGACCACCAUACCGUGAACCUGCGUCUAAAAAUCCAGCAUUUUUAUUGGAUAUUGCAUGUUCUACUUUACUGAGCAUUGUGCUGAUGCUACAAAAGCCCGAUGGAUACCUUGGUCGUCUGUUUGAGCUGACCGGAAUGCCAAUGAGUUGGUUAAUCUUUAUUUUAUUAUGGGCCAUAGUGAACUUGUAUGUUCUACUUUAUUUGCCUAAACAAGCAAAGCAAACCUUCAAGAAACGUCAGAGCAGCAAAAAAUACAAGCGAAUCUUAAGCGCUGCAACUAGAGGAUUUGAUGCAUGA